AUGUCACGUGGAAUGCAGUCGAGAUUAAUUGCUCCUCAAUGGUCAAGCUACGAUGACACUCUUUCGUUUGCUCUCAUUUUUGACCAGGCGGUAGCUUCUCCGAUGAUGGGUGCGGGACAAGAGCAGUUUGAUGGUUGUAAAGUCGCGCAGUAUCAGAGCCCUCAUACGGGGAACGGUAAAGAGGGUCCUCGAGACGGUCCUCGGAUUCUCCGCGAAUGUCUCCGAGGCAUAACGCGCCCAGUGGAUAUGCCGGCGGACAAGCGAACGUACCUCGACGAGGUCACGCUCCAGUCGUUCAUGAAGAUGCAGACAACCGUCUUAGAUGUUCUUCUAGCCACAGAGACGCAGAAAACUGCGCAGUUACAAGGAAAUAUACAAAGAAGAGUGGUGUGA
Necator americanus (New World hookworm) is the source of this 393-nucleotide messenger RNA. RefSeq lists its product as uncharacterized. The coding region runs from base 1 to 393 and encodes 130 amino acids. The record is from RefSeq and is a predicted model, not a curated record. NCBI's taxonomy places the organism in Eukaryota, Metazoa, Nematoda, Chromadorea, Rhabditida, Ancylostomatidae. The transcript has 2 exons.